AUGCUUAAAAAUUUUUUAGAAAUUAAAGAUGUAAACAAUAAUAUUUCAAAUUGGCAAACUAAAGUUUUCAAUAUACUUUCUCUUAGUACACAGAUAUUAAAUUCUUCUUCAGAACCUAUGCUAUUUAUACUUCAAACUUGUCAUGACCUACUUUCAACAGAAUCAAUUAUUAUUGAUGAAAUUAAACACAUCAUUAAGCGUAUUUUUAACUCUGAUAAUGAUAAUAAAGACAUUGAUAGAAAAGGUCGGGACGAUUUCCUUGAGAAAGCCAUGGAAAUUUUAUAUAAUUUGGAUUACGAUGAAAAAACCUUAAUAGCAUGGCAUUCAAUUUUUAAAAAAUGUCUCGAGAUUUUGCCAAUAGAGUCGCCUGUUCGAAUAAAUUUGUAUAAAAAGCUAUUUUCAGAUGUACCUUUUCCAUUGAUGGGCACAAUUAUUAAACAAAUAUUUCAAAGCGAAGAAAAUAUUAAAAAUAAUAUUUUUUUUGAAUUAGUUAAUGAUCCAAGAAAUAUUUCUCCAAGAUUAGAUGUUAUUGACAAAUGCUUGAAAUUCCAACAGCCACACUCAAGAAUGUCUGCUUUAUGCUCUGAUAUAAUUCAAAAAACAUUUUUUUCACAGUAUGAUUUACAUGUUUUAUCAAUUAAUUUUCGUCAAGCAAUUGCGGUCUUGCAUAGUAAUGUUCGUAAAGAUAUUCAGCUAAUAUGUGCUAUAUCUUUACUUAAAGAAUUUGUGCAUAGGUUUUGGGACACUACUCUACAAGAAGAUCCUAUGAAACCAAUUUAUUUCGACUUAAUGGAAACAAAUAAUUUUAACCCAACAACUUUGAUAGAAGACAUCAAUGAAUCCAUGGGAUUGUUACAUCCAUUGAUUCAUUCGUUGAAGGUUUAUUUCUUACGGAACCUUCGUUUUCGAGAGUUUUCUAUGAGUGACAUAAAAAAAUUUUGUGAGAUGCAAUACACUUUACCAUGGCUUGGUAGUAUAACAUGGGAUAAUCAGCAGCAAACCGGAUUAUCAUUUAAUCCAUUUUGGCCUAUUAAUGAUUAUGUAAAAUUAGAGAGAUAUUAUUCAACACUGUAUAGCUUUAAUAUGAAAUCACCUAUUAAAGAAUUCUUUGAUAAUUUAAAACAUCAUAAAAAUGUUUCAUCUCGUAUAGCUUUGAUAGGGAUUAUUUUUGUUCACUUACAUUCGAUCAAAGCUGUAAGAGAAAGAACAGAUUCUGAAGAUCAAAUAGUUGAAUAUUUCCUCGAAAGAAUAGGUGAAAUGAGUGAUAAUAACAAUUUAAAUCUUUAUAAAACAACUGUUCGUAAAUUGUUGAAUGAUGAGUUUUCUUUUCUUCGAAUCUCAAAUCAAACAAAUAACAAAGAAUUAUUGAUUAAAUCAAUGAUUUUACAUACAAUAGCCAUACAUUCAUCAACCUCACAAUCUUUUUCGCCUCUUUCAUACUAUUUACAAAGAUUAGAGAAUUGCAAAAAUGAUUUUAUCAUGACUUGUCCAUCAGAUAUCCAAUCAGUCAUUAUUAAUGCGGUGGUUAAUACAGGCCAAGCCACUAGAGCUUACGAAGAAAGUAAUUGUCCCCAGUGUAAUAAUAAAAUUGGUGGUUUAGAUCAUGUAUCUGCUCCUGGCAACAUAAAAAUAGAUUCAAAUCCUAUAACAAGAAGUUUAGAAAUCAAUAAUGAAACUGGAUAUAUAAUGGAACCACCAAAUAAUGAUACGGAUCACAAUGUCAGAUUUUUACCACCAAAUUCAUACUUUAUGGAUCAUAUUUUUAACGAUUGGGAUAUUCUUAAAAAACGUCUUGAUUGCUCUAAUAAAGAUUUAGCACUAUUUUUACACUCGAUACUUCAUAAAAUGACCACUGAUCCAUUAAAGUCAACAAAAAUUAGAAAUGCGAGUGAAAGAGAACAAUUGGAAAAAGAAUUUCACCUAAAAUAUUUUGAGCCACAAUUUACAAAUUUUUAUGAUACUAUAAAUAAUUUUCGUACUAAAUUAAAUCAAAUUGAAGCUGAUUCUAAAGGAAUAACAUCAAAUUUGGUUGAAAGUGAAAUAGAUGAAACUGUAAAAACAGAUGAGACGGAUGAGCACUAUGAAAAAUAUUCUAAAGAUUAUUUACCAAAAUUAUGGAGGGUAACUGGUGAUACUAGUUAUGAUAAUUUAAAGGCUUUUUUUAAUAACAGUAAUUCAAUGAAUCAAUCACAAUAUUUAUUUUUAUCAAUUUAUUUUAAUCAUGAUGAUAAGUUAAAAUAUAUUAAACAUCUUGAACCAAUUUUAAAAUUUGUCAAGAUAUUAGCAGAUCGUCUUGAAUAUCGUUUGUUAAGAGAGGAAGCUCAAAAAAUGACAUUCAAAGAAUUUAUUGAUAAAGAAACUAAUCAUCAAAAAUCUGGAGAAAACUAUGAAUAUUUAAUGACAAGUUUUAAAGAAUUUUCAAAAGCAUGGAAUUUUAUUAUCGACAAAGUAAAUCAAUUUCAAUGCCAUGAACUUCCAAGCUCAAGACCAAAAAUAGAUCUUAGUUGUCCAAUAAUAUUUGGAUUGGUCGAAUCUGAAGAUACAGGAAUAUAUAUUUGUGCUAUCAUUGAUUAUUUGAUUGGAUUACAAAACAAUUUUCUAAAAGAAGUAAAUGGAAUUCCUAUUAAAAACUGUUCAUCUCUAAAAAUUUUAAAGUUAGGUCCAUUAAAACACAUGGAAUCGAUGAAACUUGAAAAUAUGAAAAGCAACAAUUAUAUUAAUUUUGAUUGGGAUGAUGAAUUACUUCAAUAUAGUCAAAUAAAUUUGAAAGAAGGUCAUGGAAAGGAUAUUAUAUAUGACCUUUUAAAGAUCGAAGGUGAACUUGUUAAUAAAUUAGUAAAGGAUAAAGUUAUAAUAGAAACUUUAAAAGAUUCACAAUUAUACAUGGAACAAUUUCAUUAUCAUAUGGAAUUGUUUCAAAAAUCUAUGAGAAUUCUUGAAGAUGUUAAAAAUCUGAUAAAACAAAGUCCGAUUCCUAAUUCGAAAUUUCAACGAUAUGAUAUUAAUUCAUUAACAUUUGAUAGUGCGUCUGAGAUUCUUUCAUCCUUAGAAAUAUUAUUGUGUUUUAUUAAAAGAACUGCGACCAAAGAUGGUAAUAUGUUAAUUAAGGAAUUUGUCGAAAAUUGGAUGAAACUUUCAAGUUUAUUAGAAAACAAAACUUUUUCAAAAUUAUUGAAAAGUGAAUUGCGUUUAAGACAUGUAAUAGCACUGUAUGAGUUGAUUGAAGAACAAGUAUCAAUUAAAAUGGUUCAAUAUAUUGAUAAUAAAUAUAAAGUUCCUAUUGAUGAAGAGACUAAAGAAAUCAUUAUUAAAUUUGUUAAAUUUGAUCAGUUCAGCAUCCAAGAAAAAAAAUUACCAGCAGAAGAUUUCAUUAUAGCAUUAAGGAGAUUUAUGUAUAGAACCCUAUUAGGUGAAUUAAAUAAUGAAAAUGAAAAUUUAGUGUAUUAUUUCACAGAAAUAUCAUUAAAUUUAUGGCCAAAUCAUAUUAAAGAAGAAUUGAUUUCAGAAUUAUUUCCUGAUGAAUUUUUGAUGUGUAAUAUUUAUUGUAUAUAUGAAUAUAUUGUAAAUGAAUUCGAGAUGUAUAAUAAGAAACAGCAAUACAAGGUAUCAUUGUCUUCACAAAAUCACCAUAGCCGCAGUAAUCAUAUGUCUUCAUAUAAACGAGAAUUAGUGGAUUGUGAAGAAGAUAAAAGUUAUGGAGAACCUGGGCCAUCAUCACAACCAACAAGACCAUAUAAUCAUAAUAAUUAUAAUAGUAAUAAUAAUCACAAUAAUAAUCCUAAUUAUGAUAAUAAUAUUAACAACAAUAAUAGGAAAAACAACAACAAUAAAAAUAGAAGGAAUAGAAAGAAAAAUGAUUUUGAUAAAAUGUAA
Molecule: messenger RNA, 3873 nt
Organism: Entrophospora sp. SA101
Lineage: Eukaryota; Fungi; Glomeromycota; Glomeromycetes; Entrophosporales; Entrophosporaceae
Source: the annotation of a GenBank genome assembly